Messenger RNA from Gadus macrocephalus (Pacific cod), 1410 nucleotides. RefSeq lists its product as uncharacterized. Lineage: Eukaryota; Metazoa; Chordata; Actinopteri; Gadiformes; Gadidae. The record is from RefSeq and is a predicted model, not a curated record. Bases 8 to 1348 code for a protein of 446 amino acids. The transcript has a single exon.
CGGCUCCAUGGUGUCUACCAUUUCUGAGAGCUUCUUUCGCCAACAUCUUGAACCUUGGGGCCAGGAGCGCCUCCGUUCUUGUCAUUGGUUGGAGCUCAGAGCUGCCAACGGUCUGACUAUUCCUUACCUCGGAUAUUUGGAACUUGACGUGAAACUUUGUGGCAAAUUGAUGCCGCAAUGCGGUGUUUUGGUGGUUAGGGACCCACCUGGUGGCAUGCCUUCUCGAGUGCCUGGUAUCCUGGGGAUGAACGUGAUUCGUAAGUGCUACCAGGACCUUUUUGGCCAACAUGGUGUAGCGUUGUUCUCCCAGGUCUGUAUCUCUGAAGCCCCCAAGCCAGUUGUGCAGGCACUGCAACAGUGUCAUCAUGCAAGUGGCCUAUCUCCCUCAGACACUCCAGGGGCGGUGAAGGUCAGCGGUAAGAGGAGCUGGCAGAUUCCGGGUGGUGUUAUGAGAAUGGUGGCCGCCACAUGUUCUGAGCAGUACUCAGGUUCUACGGUACUUUUUGAGCCUUUGGAUGCUGGUUUGCCUGCGGGGUUGCUGGCUUCCCCUUCUUUAGUUUGCGUUAUAAGGGGUACAGCCUAUAUACCUGUUAUUAAUGUUGGCUGCAACAAUGUUAUGUUGUACCCCCGCACUGUUGUUGGCACACUGGACUUCGUGAACGUGGUCAGCCUUCCUGCAGGAGUCACCGAGGUGCCAUCAAAUGUGGCCACUGUGUCUUCCCAGACAGCUUCACCCAGUGUGCAGCAACAGGUGGACGAUGUGGAUGUGUCGCCAUUGUCGGUUGGUGAACAGGGUCAGGUGAGGUCACUACUUGGACAUUACGCUUCAGUAUUCUCCACCAGUGACACCGAUCUGGGUUGUACUAACCUCAUCUCCCACGACAUUCCUUUGAUUGAUGAUACUCCAGUGGCGCAGCGUUAUAGGCGCAUUCCACCCUCAGAGUAUGAGGUGGUGAAGGAACACAUCAAUCAACUGCUCUCAUCUCAAGUAAUUCGGGAGAGUAGCAGCCCCUACGCGUCCCUGAUUGUGUUGGUACGGAAAAAGGGUGGCAAACUACGCAUGUGCGUUGAUUACCGGCAGCUUAAUCGUAAGACCCGCAGAGACGCCUUCCCUCUACCACGCAUAGAAGAGUCUUUGGACGCAUUGUCCGGUGCUUGCUGGUUUUCAACCCUGGACUUGACCAGUGGCUAUCACCAGGUGCCAGUCACUGAGACCGACCGGCCAAAGACCGCGUUUUGUACACCUUUCGGUUUAUUUGAGUGGAACAGAAUGCCUUUUGGGCUCUGUAAUGCGCCCAGCACUUUCCAAAGGUUGAUGCAACGCAUCUUUGGUGACCAGCAGUGUUAGUCUUUAUUGUUAUAUCUUGAUGAUAUUGUUGUGUUCUCCUCCACUAUUGAACAGCAUCUGGA